Messenger RNA from Brassica oleracea var. oleracea, 1615 nucleotides. RefSeq names its product ATP-dependent 6-phosphofructokinase 5, chloroplastic-like. Bases 20 to 1558 code for a protein of 512 amino acids. The transcript has 13 exons. Gene Ontology annotation, cellular component: cytoplasm. Gene Ontology annotation, molecular function: ATP binding; 6-phosphofructokinase activity. The record is from RefSeq and is a predicted model, not a curated record. Gene Ontology annotation, biological process: glycolytic process; fructose 6-phosphate metabolic process. NCBI's taxonomy places the organism in Eukaryota, Viridiplantae, Streptophyta, Magnoliopsida, Brassicales, Brassicaceae.
GAUCACACCAUUCUUCUCCAUGGAUGUGCUUAUCUCUUCGGCCACCAUGUGCAUAUCUCCCAAGAACCCCUUCCUCGUCCGGUCUGCCCGGCCUGGUUCUUUGAUCCUCCCUAAACCGAGAUCUCCUGCGAAUUCGGUAAGAUUUCAUCGAGUAGCGGCGGUGGCGGCUGCGAGAGCAACGGCUAUUGAUCUAAGCGAUCCCGAGUGGAAACUAAAGUAUCAGAGAGACUUCGAGGAGAGAUUCAACAUCCCUCAUAUCACUGAUGCGUUCCCAGAUGCAGAAGCCAUCCCUUCCACGUUUUGUCUCAAGAUGAGGUCUCCGACGUACAUUAAUAACAAAGAUAGAGUACUCCUCAAGGUUAUAAACUACUCAUCACCAGCUUCUGCUGGAGCAGUAUGUAUUGAUCCUGACUGCACUUGGAUUGAGCAAUGGGUUCAACGUGCUGGGCCACGGGAAAAUAUUUACUUCAGACCUGAGGAUGUGAAGGCAGCUAUUGUUACUUGUGGUGGGCUUUGUCCUGGUCUUAAUGAUGUCAUUAGGCUUAUUGUCAUCACUUUAGAGAUAUAUGGUGUGAAGAACAUUGUUGGGAUUCCUUUUGGUUACCGUGGCUUCUCUGAUAAGAACCUACCUGAAAUCCCUUUGUCAAGAAAAGUGGUGCAGAACAUUCAUCUUUCCGGUGGAAGUUUGCUCGGGGUUUCACGUGGAGGACCGACUGUUACUGAGAUCGUGGACAGCAUGGAGGAGAGAGGAAUCAACAUGCUUUUCGUGCUUGGUGGUAAUGGAACUCAUGCUGGUGCCAAUGCUAUUCACAAUGAGUGUGUCAAAAGAAGGAUGAAGGUAGCUGUGGUUGGUGUACCGAAAACAAUUGACAAUGAUAUUUUGCAUAUGGAUAAAACAUUUGGGUUUGACACUGCUGUUGAAGAAGCACAACGAGCUAUUAACUCUGCAUAUAUCGAGGCACAUAGUGCUUACCAUGGCAUAGGCGUUGUGAAACUGAUGGGUCGUAGCAGUGGAUUCAUCGCCAUGCAAGCAUCCUUAGCGAGCGGACAAGUCGACAUUUGUCUCAUUCCCGAGGUUCCUUUCAACUUCCAUGGACCUGAUGGUGUACUGAAACAUCUGAACUACCUUAUCGAAACAAAAGGCUCUGCUGUAGUUUGCGUUGCGGAAGGAGCAGGACAGAGUUUCCUUGAGAAUACAAAUGCAAAAGAUGCAUCUGGAAACAAAGUUCUCGGUGAUAUCGGUGUUCACAUUCAACAAGAGACGAAGAAAUACUUCAAGGAGAAUGGUGUUGCGGCAGAUGUGAAGUAUAUAGAUCCAACAUACAUGAUCCGAGCUGUACGUGCAAAUGCAUCAGAUGGAAUCCUCUGCACGGUCUUAGGACAAAACGCUGUUCAUGGUGCUUUUGCUGGGUACAGUGGAAUAACUGUGGGGAUAAUAAACAAUCAUUAUGCUUACUUACCCAUUCCUGAAGUGAUUGCUUAUGACAAAUCAGUUGAUCCCAAUAGUCGAAUGUGGCAUCGUUGCUUAACUUCCACUGGCCAGCCUGAUUUUUUGUAAUUUUUAUCCACAUUUAUUACUUCUUUUUGGAGCUUUUCAGAAGAGAAUAAAACCCAA